Budorcas taxicolor (takin) is the source of this 1788-nucleotide messenger RNA. RefSeq names its product purinergic receptor P2X 7 (gene P2RX7). The record is from RefSeq and is a predicted model, not a curated record. The transcript has 13 exons. The coding region runs from base 1 to 1788 and encodes 595 amino acids. Lineage: Eukaryota; Metazoa; Chordata; Mammalia; Artiodactyla; Bovidae. Gene Ontology annotation, molecular function: purinergic nucleotide receptor activity; extracellularly ATP-gated monoatomic cation channel activity; ATP binding. Gene Ontology annotation, biological process: monoatomic cation transmembrane transport; response to ATP. Gene Ontology annotation, cellular component: nuclear inner membrane; plasma membrane.
AUGACAGCCUGCUGCAGCUGGAAUGAUGUUUUCCAGUAUGAGACAGACAAAAUCAUCCGGAUCCAAAGCAAGACUUAUGGCACCAUUAAAUGGUUCUUCCACGUGGUGCUCUUUUCUUACAUUGGCUUUGCUUUGGUGAGUGACAAGCGGUACCAACGGAAAGAGCCUGUCAUCAGUUCUGUGCACAGCAAGAUAAAAGGGAUAGCAGAGGUGAAAAAGGAGAUUAUGGAGAAUGGGCAGAAGAAGGUUGUGCGGAGUGUCUUUGAUAUGGCGGAUUACACCUUCCCCUUACAGGGGAACUCCUUUUUUAUGAUGACAAACUUUCUCAAGACAGAAGGCCAAGAGCAAGGGUUGUGUCCUGAGUACCCCACCCCCAGGACGCUCUGUUCCUCUGAUCGGGGCUGUAAAAAGGGAUGGCUGGGCCCACUGAGCAAAGGAAUCCAGACUGGCAGGUGUAUAGAUUAUAAAGAGAAGCAGAAGACCUGUGAAGUCUUCGCCUGGUGUCCUGUCGAGGCAGCGGAAAAGGCUCCGGCGCCUGCGCUCUUGGUCAGUGCUGAAAACUUUACUGUACUCAUCAAGAAUAAUAUCGACUUCCCUGGCCACAAUUACACCACGAGAAACAUCUUGCCGGAUUUAAACAGCACUUGCACCUUUCACAAGACUCGGGAUCCACAGUGUCCCAUUUUCCGACUAGGAGAUAUCUUCCAAGAAACAGGAGAUAAUUUUUCAGAAGUGGCAAUUCAGGGAGGAAUCAUGGGCAUUGAGAUCUACUGGGACUGCAACCUGGACAGAUGGUUCCAUCACUGCCGUCCAAAAUACAGUUUCCGUCGCCUUGACGACAAGACCGCCAAGGAGUCCUUGUACCCUGGCUACAACUUCAGAUAUGCCAAGUACUAUAAGGAAAAUAACACUGAAAAGCGGACCCUAAUAAAAGCUUACGGGAUCCGAUUUGACAUCCUGGUUUUCGGCACCGGGGGGAAAUUCGACAUCAUCCAGCUGAUCGUGUACAUUGGUUCAACCCUCUCCUACUUUGGUUUGGCCACCGUGUUCAUUGACAUGCUCAUCAACACUUAUUCAAGUAAAUACUGUAAAUCGCACGUUUAUCCCUGGUGCAAGUGCUGUCAACCCUGCGCAGUCAAUGAAUACUACUACAAGAAGAAGUAUGAAUCCAUUGUGGAGCCAACACGGACAUUAAAAUAUGUGUCCUUUGUGGAUGAACCCUAUAUUAGGAUGGUAAAUGAAAGACUGCUUGGGAGAAGUCUGCAAGAUGUCAAAGGUGAAAAAGUCCUGAGACCCCAGCUGGACUUUGCAGACUUGUCCUGGCUGCCUCUGUCUCUUCACGACCCACCCCCCAUUCCCGGACAACCAGAGGAGAUCCAGCUGCUCGGUGAAGAGGUGCACCUUAAAUCCAGGGACUGCCCGGAUUGGUGCCAGUGUGGAAACUGUCUUCCAUCCCAACUCCCUGAGAACCAAAGAUGCCUGGAGGAGCUGUGCUGCCGGAAGAAGCUGGGUGCCUGUAUCACCACCUCAGAGCUAUUCAGGGACCUUGUGCUAUCCAGGCGGGCCCUGCAGUUCCUAGUGCAGUACCAGGAGCCCUUGCUGGUGCUGGAUGCAGAUUCUGCCAACAGCCGGCUGCGGCACUGUGCCUACAGGAGCUACACCACCUGGCGCUUUGGCUCCCAGGACCUGGCUGACUUCGCCAUCCUGCCCAGUUGCUGCCGCUGGAGGAUCCGGAGAGAGUUCCCCAAGAGUGAAGGCCAGUACAGCGGCUUCAAGAAUCCUUACUGA